GGAGACCUACAAGAAAGAGUUUGACUGAGAACACUUCCCUACGAAAACUGGACCCCUACGUGGAUGAGGACGGUCUUCUACGGAUAGGAGGAAGACUCAAGCACGCAGCUCUCGACACAAACGAACAGUUUCCAAUCAUCGUUCCAACUCGCAGUCACGUCGCGACGCUCCUUGUGAGACACUACCACGAGAAGGUCAAGCACCAGGGCCGAGUCUUCACCGAGGGAUCCAUCCGAGCAGCGGGAUACUGGAUCGUGGGAGCCAAACGGUGCAUCAACAACAUCCUCCACAAAUGCGUGACCUGUAAUAAGCUUCGCGGGAAGAUACGUGUUCAGAAGAUGGCAGAUCUCCCUGCCGACCGUUUGAGCUCGGAACCACCCUUUACUUACGUGGGACUUGAUGUGUUCGGGCCCUGGGCUGUCACCACGCGACGUACCCGCGGUGGCCAGGCAAAUAGCAAACGAUGGGCGGUCCUCUUCACCUGCAUGAGCACACGCGCUGUGCACAUUGAGCUCAUUGAGGCGAUGGACACAUCCUCCUUCAUCAACGCCUUGCGACGGUUUUUGGCGAUGCGAGGACCAGUGAAACAGAUUCGGUCGGAUUGUGGGACAAAUUUUAAAGGCACGAGCAAAGAACUGCACAUGUUGGCCACAGACCCCGAAGAACCUAACGUCAACAAGUACUUGGGGGAACAAGGAUGCACGUGGAUCUUUAACCCUCCACACUCCUCUCACAUGGGAGGAGCGUGGGAACGCAUGAUCGGAGUCUCCAGACGGAUCCUUGACUCCAUGCUACAGGAAAAUCACCAGUCACGCCUCACGCAUGAGGUAUUGUCAACCUUGAUGGCUGAGGUAACUGCAAUCAUCAAUGCCAGACCCCUCGCACCAAUAUCCUCUGAUCCAGAGUCUCCUUUCCUGCAACCCCUGCAUCGUUGCUGACGCAGAAGAUGUACCAUCUCCCUGCUCCUCCAGGAGCCUUUGACAAGAAAGACCUCCAUCGCCAACAAUGGAGACAAGUUCAACAUCUUGCCAACGUCUUCUGGAACAGAUGGUGAUGCGAGUACCUUCCCACGCUACAGACGCGCAGCAAGUGGCAGGAUGUCAGACCUAACGUCAAGGAAGGUGACCUAGUGUUGCUUAAGGACAAUCAAACCAAUAGAAAUGAAUGGCCACUUGCAGUCGUGAC
Messenger RNA from Hippocampus comes (tiger tail seahorse), 1185 nucleotides. RefSeq lists its product as uncharacterized. Lineage: Eukaryota; Metazoa; Chordata; Actinopteri; Syngnathiformes; Syngnathidae. The transcript has a single exon. The record is from RefSeq and is a predicted model, not a curated record. The annotation marks the transcript as partial. Gene Ontology annotation, molecular function: nucleic acid binding. Gene Ontology annotation, biological process: DNA integration.